AAGGAUCUUCAUCUUCAUCUUCUCUAUCCAUCUUCUUUUAUUAGGUCAAUUUCAAAUUCAAUUUCAAACGCAUUUUUCAAAUCCAUGGCUCUGAGAAUUAUAUUGUAAAAAAAUAGUGCUCCGUAUGUAGUAGUAGUUUCCAGGUUUGUUCCCACAGACUGGAGCGGGACCCAGCGCCCCCCACCCCCACCGCGUGCGUUAAUCCUUAUCUGUCGCCUUCUCUCUCUCCAUCGUAUAAUUCAAUGCAGUGUGCAUAGUUUGGGCGGAUAAAGCUGUGAUUUUUGGUUGAUUAUUGUGGGACUAGUAGUUGAAGUAGUAAAUUACACAGAGAAAAAGAUCCCAAUUCUAUUCAAGUUUUGGGGUUGGGAUCUCAAACCUACACUGCCCAUUUUCGUCGGAUCUCGCCGCUACUUGGCUCCUUUUCUUUCGCCCAAAGUGUAAUCAGAAGUGGAAACUUCAGUUGGGGAGUAGAUUUUUGAAGCUUAUACUGGAAAAUUUUGUGCUAGCUUGUGCUUGUGUUUAGUUUGAAGUUUAUAAGUUGUGAUGGAUAGUAGGGAGAGGGAAUGUGUGGUUGAUAUUGAGGCUGGUAUGAACAUGAGUGAAGGAGUAGAAUGCCCUGAGUUGUGUGCUGGGAAGUUGGAUGAUUCGUAUAAAGGUGAAAAUGGGGUGAUCCUGAGUUGCAAUGCCACAAAUAGUGGUGAGAUUUUGGCCCUGAAGAUUGAGAGGGCAAAGUCAGAGGAUUUAGGGGAGAAGAAAAUAGAGAAAGAGAAACGCAAAUCAACGAGUGCUAAGAAGCCCCCUAAACCUCCCAGGCCUCCGAGAGGAUAUUCAUUGGAUGCUGCUGACCAGAAGCUGAUCAAGGAAUUACAUGAACUUGCAAUGAUGAAACGUGCGAGGAUUGAGCGAAUGAAGGCUUUGAAGAAGAUGAAAGCUGCAAAGGUGUCAUCAGUGCCGAUGGCAUCGAAUGGCAGCUUCUUUGCCAUGUUCUUUACUGUUCUAUUCUUUCUUGUGCUAAUCUUCCAAGGGAUGUCAUCUGGAAAUAGUUCCCCGAGCUUUCAUGGUUCCCCGGAAUCAGGUGUGGCCAAAGAGAGUAGCCUUGUCUUUCCACAAGACCGCCCAAACCUAUCUUCUAGUCCAUCAUCUACAACCAGUUCUGGAUCUCCUAUUAUGGUGGGGCCGAGUUCUGGUAAGGACCCCGAGUACCAGGCUAAGAUGGCUAUAGGUUGAAGCCGAGGGUGGCUCAGGAAGAGAAGUUCCAAUUCAAGCAAGCAUAGAACAACAGAGUCAAAUGGACAGAAAAUGCGGGUCUCUGCCCUCCUCGAUCAACUUCAAAGUAUAUCGCGAUGCCAUUGUACAGCAAAUAAGAAUCGACGCUAAGGCUUGUGACUUGUGAGUGUUUCUUUAACACAGCGGCUAGUUUAAUACUUCGGAUUUGUUUUGUGCCAAUACGCAUCCUGAGGUUUUUAUCCAUCUUUCGUCUUACCACACUCUACAAUUCAAUAAUUCUUACUGUACUAUCGAAGCAUAUAAACCAUAUUAUAGCUGAAGAGCAAAGUGUCUGGAUAAAUGACAGUUCUUUAUUAUUUUUUUCUUUA
This is a messenger RNA of Ipomoea triloba (trilobed morning glory), 1595 nucleotides long. RefSeq lists its product as uncharacterized. Bases 544 to 1227 code for a protein of 227 amino acids. Lineage: Eukaryota; Viridiplantae; Streptophyta; Magnoliopsida; Solanales; Convolvulaceae. The record is from RefSeq and is a predicted model, not a curated record. The transcript has 4 exons.